AGUAGUUUACAUCAUGGUGGUCGUGUAGCUGUCAACACCUAUUAGAAGAAUAAUGUUUCAUAAGGGAGCAAUUAAAAAGGUUUCAAGCACCAAAGAUGUAUCUCAAUCUAAUAUCAAGUCUAAAUCAAAAAGUUCAUCCUCUAAUAAAGAAUCAGAGGAUUCUGAAAAGUUGGAAUCAAGACGGAUUAGAACAUCUAAGAGCACUGAACAAAAGAGAGAGGAUGACAGUCGCCCAAAAUUAUCACAAUCGUCUAAAAUCUCUUCAAAACAAUCAGUUAGAUCACCUCAAAGCAAAUCUAUCAGAGAAACUUCAUCCUCUACACCUGUAUUAAAUGUUAAGAGUUCUAAAACAUCUACGAGAAACAUUUCAUCUUCUAAAACAUCAGAUAACUUUAUAAGGAGAUCAAGUAGUAAUAAUGCACCAAAAAGCCACAAAUCUAAUGAAAAAAUUCAGAGUAGUUAUUCAGAAAAAAGAGGAACGAGUACGAUAUAUGUACCACAAUCAGUGACAAACAAACUUAAUGCUAGAUUAACUAACAAAAAUACUAAUCCAGUUCCAAAGAAUGAAGUAAAAGUUAAAUCAAAGUCAACUGCAGAAAUACCUGAGACAAAAACAGAGUCUAGACAACGUAGACUAUCCAGAACAUUGAGCCCUAGUGAAAUAAGAAUGUUACACUCUGCUACAAACAGAUCAGACUCUACACAAAAAGUAGAUCAAAGUAAAAAUAAUCAGUCAGAGACAAAUCAAAUAGAUAGUGAAUAUGAUUAUGAAGAUGAUUUUGAGGAUUAUGAAUCUGAUUUCCAAGAGUGUACCGAUAGUGAAACAUCUGAAGUAAGCGAGGAAACCAGCAACAGCCAGAAUAAUUUACCUGUAAACCCAAUUGAACUACAAACAACAAAACAACGAAAAGUUGUGAAUAGUGCUGAUCAUAAGGAGGAAGAACACAUGCAUGAUUCUGGUCAUUAUGAACUUACAGAAGCUAGAAAAAGGGCAGCGAGAAUAGAAUCACUUGCAAAUGAUCCAAAGAUAUCUUCUCUCCUUGAGAUAAGACAUCCAAUUAAUAAAACCUAUAGUGAAGAUAGAUUGUCGGAAAAUAAAUCGUUACCAUCAUCUACUGACGAAGGCUUUGAAGAUAGUCGUUCUGGCGACUUUACAAAAUCACCCGCGCUCUCACAAACUUCAUUUAUCGAGUUUCGUAAACCCAAAGAAAAUCAUAAAAUGAAGAAAUCGAAAAAAAGUUUAAGCAGAGGAGAAGAGCUAUUAGAAAUGAUCAAAUUAGAUGUCAUGGAGUGGUCUCUUUUAGAGUGUUCGCCUAUACCGUAUGAGGAAUUCAUUCGAAAUUAUGGAAAAUUAAAUACACAACAAAUAUCUACACAAACCGGUGAAGAUAAUAUCGAUGUAGAAACACAAACGGAGAAGAUUGUACUCGGAAAUAAAUGGACUCAAUUUCCAAUAACUUGUAGAAGUAAUUUAAAAACCAAAGAAGAUUUAGACUUGUUUAGAAUGGAUCAAAUUGGAGUUGGAGAUGACAGUGAUGUUGAAACUGUGAACUCUAUAUCAUCACCAUCGUUUGAUGUAUUACGAUUAUGUGAUUUUCUCAGUCGUGCAAGAAGAGUUGUAUUGUCUUUAUUAGAAGAAAGACGAUCCGGGGGUAAUGUUUUUAAAAAUGAAAAGCAAGUGCCUUUCAGCGACGGAGUUGUUAAACUUUCUAUAGGUUCAAUUACAUUUUUGGCUGGCAGACCAGUGACAAUAAUUCAUUAUUCUGAGGUUUUAAAUAAAAUAUUAAUGACUAUUCAUUCAGCUGUUGAAGAGGAAAUUGAAACAUCUAAUAUACAGGAUUACAUAACUGAUUGUUGUAUUGGAUGUGUUUGGAAUAUUUCUGAACCAUCCAUGCCAAUAAAAUUAUUUUAUUCGACCUGUCCUAUUACUGCGUGUUGUUUCCAUUUGACCAAUUAUAAUGUUGUAUUUGCUGGACUUCAAGAUGGAUCAAUAAGUCUUUGGGAUUUGAAGGAAGAUGAAAUGUGGCAUCACAAAGUGAUAGAUAAAGCAAAUGAACGAAAUUGGACGAUACGAAUGUCCACUUAUACAACAACAAAUACAGAAACAAAUAUUCAUACGUCACAAAUAGUUGCAAUACGUAUAUUAUCUAAGAUCGAAGAAAAAUCAUUAGAACAGCGUAGCAAUAAAUUUGUACCAAUACAGAUAUGUAGCUUAAAUGAAAAAGGUUCUCUUAUAAUAUGGAGCGUUUUGCAUAGCAUGGGAAUAAAUGUUGACGAUUUAGGAUUAUCGUUUUGGGGUAGCGUAAGACUGGUUAAAAGUCAGGAAGUUCUUUUACAAUUUGAUAAUCGAAAAAAGAUUGAUGCAGCUGCAUUUAUUGAUAUGCAUGUGGAUUGUGUUGAUAGCAACAAUCUUUAUAUUGCCACUAACAGUAGCAAUAUUUUGCAUGCUACUUGCGUUGGUAACAAAGCUAAUCCUGCUGUAUAUGGAAACUUUGAUACUAAUCCCUGUGGAAAUGUAACUUGUAUAGAGACAUGUCCAUUUGGACAUUCUUUCUUUCUGGUUGGUUGUGAUGAUGGAACAAUUCGAUUACAUUCUUUAAAUAUUGAGAAACCAAUUUUACAAUUAAAGGACGAGGAGAAUAAAUAUGAAAUAAAGUCGGUACAGUGGUCAAAAUCGAAGCCAUUCACAAUUUUUGUAUUGGACAAUAAUUCACGUGUACAUAUGUGGGACUUGAGUAAUAGUGAUAUACAUCCAACGUACACAGUAAACAUGCAAAACAGUGGAUAUAUAAGCAGUAUGCAAUUAUCAUCCUGUAAAACAAAGCAAGACAUGUCUCAUCAAUAUUUAGCCUUUGGAACGGAGUCCGGAAAUGUAGAAAUACAUAAACUAAAAGCAAAUGUUCGUUAUACUAAAAAAGAAGAUUAUUUAGAGGAAUUAAAUACUUUUCUACGAUACGUUACGAUUUUAUAAUAGAAAGAACAUUGCUACUGAAGUUUGCUCGAGGGAUUUGAAGCUUUUUAUACUUCCAGUGAACAUAAACAUGGAUUUUUUGUGCCUUAAAUUAUGUAUUUAAUUUAAAGGACAAUCUUGUAC
Messenger RNA from Osmia bicornis bicornis, 3094 nucleotides. Its product is annotated as cytoplasmic dynein 2 intermediate chain 1. Gene Ontology annotation, biological process: intraciliary transport. The transcript is spliced from 15 exons. NCBI's taxonomy places the organism in Eukaryota, Metazoa, Arthropoda, Insecta, Hymenoptera, Megachilidae. The coding region runs from base 53 to 2971 and encodes 972 amino acids. The record is from RefSeq and is a predicted model, not a curated record. Gene Ontology annotation, cellular component: cytoplasmic dynein complex. Gene Ontology annotation, molecular function: dynein heavy chain binding; dynein light chain binding.